Molecule: messenger RNA, 479 nt
Organism: Saprolegnia parasitica CBS 223.65
Lineage: Eukaryota; Oomycota; Saprolegniomycetes; Saprolegniales; Saprolegniaceae
Exons: 1
Biological process (GO): proteolysis
Molecular function (GO): metallocarboxypeptidase activity; zinc ion binding
Source: RefSeq, a predicted model, not a curated record
AUGGGUCUCCGCGACUACCUCCUCAAGAACCGCGCGUCGAUCGACGGCUACAUUGAUCUCCACGCGUUCGCGGCCGAGGUCAUGGCGCCGUUCAGCGACACCAAGCAGCCCGUCGGUGGCGGCCUCGAUGAGAAGUACAAGACGAUGAACACCAAGAUCGCCAAGGCCAUGAGCAUGAAGUACAAGGCGACGCUCUCGCACCAGAUGUACUUCGCGUACGGCAGCUUCAUGAGCUACGCGGUCCGCGAGUUUGCCGGCAAGCCGUCGAUCACGAUCGAAAUGGACGGUACCAACUUUGUCGCGCCCGCGUCGUCCAUCAUCACGAGAGGCAAGGAGGUCUAUGAUGGUCUUUCGGUCUUUGCCGCAGAGAACGCCGAGUUCCUCGGCAAGAAGCCGACCCCCACUGCGGCUCCCACGGACGCCCCCGAGCCGGCGCUGGCCCCGACGCUGACGGUUGUCCCGACGACCAAUCAAUCCGC